Messenger RNA from Penicillium samsonianum, 1191 nucleotides. Its product is annotated as protein kinase domain-containing protein. The transcript has a single exon. Gene Ontology annotation, molecular function: protein kinase activity; ATP binding. The record is from RefSeq and is a predicted model, not a curated record. Bases 1 to 1191 code for a protein of 396 amino acids. Gene Ontology annotation, biological process: protein phosphorylation. NCBI's taxonomy places the organism in Eukaryota, Fungi, Ascomycota, Eurotiomycetes, Eurotiales, Aspergillaceae.
AUGGCCAAUCUCCCAUUCCAAUUGUCGCUCCAGACAGCCCAGGGCGAAUGCCCACCACUAUCUGCUCAAGUCCCAUCGAAUCUCACGCCACCGGUGACUCCCAUAGCCAAGGAAAGGCCCCCGAGAUCAACUCUAAGCCCAUUCCAAGACUCCAAGGCAAAGCAAACGCCGUCUAUUUCCAAGGACAAUGUGGACACUCUGCAAUUCACCGACGACCUCGAAAUCUGCCACGACGAGAACAACCGCUCCCUCGAGUUCGGCCGUGGCGUAUGGAGCAUAGUAUACAAAGCGCGCUCAUUGCCACGCACCCAAACCAAUCUCCUAGGCACACCCCCAAGCUCCCCAACCACAAGAUCACAAGUGCUAGCCGUGAAAGCACCAUUGCGCCGAGAUGCGCGCCCAGUCCUGAACGCCGAAGCAUCAACCCAAACCCGCCUCACAUUCACCCAAGGCCACGAACAAUACAUCGUCCCCUUCCACGGCUACCACGCCGAGCUAGGCGCACUAGUAAUGUCCGCCAUCCCAAGCUCUCUGGCAACAUACAUCGAAGACCAAUCCAAGCUCGCGCGCACCCGCCAGCCCGCAACAGCAACAAUGUUCGAGCCCGUCCAGGGCCCAGCCUCGUACCAGCGGCUCGCGGGCAAGCUAAUCGCCGGAUUGAACUGGCUGCAUCAAGUCGCUGGCGUUGUGCACGGCGAUAUAAAACCACACAACAUCCUCCUCCGCCCUAUUGACACAGAUGGCUGCAGCGAUGCACUCGAGUUCCCGUUCGAGCCUCUCUUCGCGGAUUUCUCCGCCACGGUAGAUAUCCCCGCGCACGCGGAUGCGCCGGUCGAUACGACCCGCGCGUCGAUGUCGUCGUUCACGCCGCCCUUCACGGCGCCGGAAAUGCUUGCUUCGCUCACGUCAAUGGAGAUGGCGCCCACGCCUGCGUCGGAUGUCUUCUCGCUGGCGGCUACGCUGCUUGCGGUUGCAACGGGUGAUUUGUUGCUUUAUCCUAAUAUGAAUCAUCGGUUGCGGUUGGAGAUGGCUAGGUCUGGGCAUCAGAUCAUUGAUUUCGCCAGGUCUGGGAUGAGUGGGAGUCGGGUUCCGAGGAAUGGGUUUGUUGAGCGGGUUGUUAAACCGGCUGUUGUUAAGGAUCCUGCGAUGCGGAUUAAGACGCCCGAGUGGGUGGAGCUUGCGUCUGCUUGA